This is a messenger RNA of Onychostoma macrolepis, 627 nucleotides long. Its product is annotated as Ig kappa chain V-III region VH. The record is from RefSeq and is a predicted model, not a curated record. NCBI's taxonomy places the organism in Eukaryota, Metazoa, Chordata, Actinopteri, Cypriniformes, Cyprinidae. Bases 74 to 442 code for a protein of 122 amino acids. The transcript has 2 exons. Gene Ontology annotation, biological process: immunoglobulin production; immune response.
CUUCAGUGAUUUGUAAGUGUUUAUAGGCCCGUAGUUUAACACAGAUCAGAAUCAUCAUCAUCACAGAACAACAAUGACUUUCAUCAUCAUUUUUAUCUCAAUGCUUGCUGUAUUUUAUCAGGAGUGCCGAGGACAGGUCGUCAUCAUCACUCAGACACCGUUAAUAACAGUAGCCCAACCAGGACAAGAAGUACGACUAAACUGCAAAGCCAACAGGCCGGUGCAUCUUAAUGACCACAUGACUUGGUACUUCAGGGAACAUGGAGGAGCUACUAAACUACUCAUAUACCGUGCCACAAAUCGAUUCACUGGAGUUCCUUCUAGAUUUACAGGAAGUGGACAUGGAGCGGACUUCACUCUGACCAUCAGUGGAGUCCAGCCUGAAGAUGCAGGACAUUACUUCUGUCAGAGUGACCACACUGGUGCAAUAGUCACACGGUGAUAAAGAGCUGUACAAAAACCUCCGUCACACUACACUGCAUUGAUACAGCUGAGAGACACUGCAGCUGCUCACACACACACACACACACACACAAAACAUUCCUCCUCCUAGAAAACAUCUUCCCAGCUGAAGACAAGCAUUCAGAUCAUUUCAAAGACAACAGAAGUGAUUAUGAAAUUACAUAC